Racocetra persica is the source of this 891-nucleotide messenger RNA. The record is from the annotation of a GenBank genome assembly. NCBI's taxonomy places the organism in Eukaryota, Fungi, Glomeromycota, Glomeromycetes, Diversisporales, Gigasporaceae.
AUGUCUCUGUCCCUACCCUCAACUAGUAACUUUGAAAGUCAUGAAGCACUCAUUAAUCAUGUUCAAACCUAUGCCUUGAGGCAUGGAUAUGCUGUGAGCAUCAAACGUUCUGAGCGAGAAAAAUUUGUCUAUUUGCAGUGUGAUAGAGGCAGUUAUUACAUUAAUCGAUUGAAUCUCACUGAUGAAACUCACCAAAGAGCCACAAGCACAAGGCUAAUAGAUUGUCCUUUUGAGCUAUAUGGCAAGAAGAUGAAAGAUAGUCAAUGGCAUUUAACAAUAAAAAAUAAAAGGCAUAAUCACGAAGCAUCACAAGACAUCUCAGGCCAUCUGUCAAGUUGCCGAUUAAAUGAAGAAGACCAGCAAAGAGUUAGAGAAAUGUCUACGGCAGGUGUUCGCCCUCGUGAAAUACUUUCUACUCUUCGCCAAGAUGAUCUGGGUAAAUUGGCAAUCUUAAAAACUAUCUAUAAUGCUAGGGAUAAAAUUCAUCGUGAUAAUCUUCAGGGUCGUACACCAAUUCAAGCUCUUCUUGAUGAACUUGUAGAAGAAAACUUUGAACAUAACUAUCAAUGUGAUCAAAAUGACAAUUUAACCCAUCUCUUUUUUGCAUAUUCUAAAUCAAUUGCCCUUAAUCGUGUUGCUCACAUUUUCGGGAACGUUCCAAAGCCUAAAGUUAUUAUAACAGAUCGUGAAUUAGCCUUAAUGCAUGCUGUAUAUACUGUGUUUUCUGAAUCUCAAAAUGUUUUAUAUGUUUGGUACAUUGAAAAAAAUGUGCUGACUAGCUGUAAACGCCACUUUCAAAUAAAUGAUGAAUGGAUUGAAUUCAUGGAAUGCUGGUCUAACCUCAUAAAGUCUCAAACUGAGGCUGAUUUUGAUAGUAACUGGGAAGGGCUG